AUGGAGAACGCGCUGAACUCCACAAACCUCACUCACUUGGCGUACGGUGUGUCUGCGAACGCUGUGGCCGUGUUGUUGUACGGGAGCACCUACGUCCCGGUCAAGAGGGUGGAGAUGGGAGACGGUGUGUUCUUCCACUGGGUUUCGUGUUCGGCGAUUUGGCUGCUCUCCUUGGUGGGAGAUCUGCUGCUUCAGUCUCCACGGUUCUACCCCCUGGCCAUGCUGGGAGGGGUCAUAUGGGCCACAGGCAACAUCACGGCGGUGCCGAUCCUGAAGGCCCUGGGCUUCAGCCUCGGGAUCAUUAUGUGGGGAGCGUCCAGUCUGCUGAUGAUCUGGGCCACUUCAAGGUUUGGCUGGUUUGGGACGACAGCCUCGCUCAGCUCCAGGCCUGUGCUGAGUUACAGCGGAGUGGGACUGUGUAUGCUGGGUUUGUUCAUCUUGUUCUUUGUGAAGACGAACCAGUUGCAUCCAACGUCGGAGUCCACGCCGCUGCUGUUUGACAGAGUAAGUGUCCCUAAAGUCCAAGACGAGGUCCAGACCAGAGCCACAGCCAACCGCUCUCGGACUCACUCUGGCAGUUACGGGCCCCCCUGCGCAGACUUCUGGAUGGACUCAAUGGGGCCCCGGAGCCGACGCGUCAUGGGCUGCCUGCUCGCCGUGCUCUCAGGACUCUUGUAUGGAUCCUCCUUCAUCCCCAUCCUCUACAUCAAGAGUCAUUCAUCAUGUGGUGACAGCAUGUUCCAUGGCGCCAGUGUUUAUGAUCUGGAUUAUAUCUAUGCCCAGUCUUCAGGCGUCUUCCUGACCAGCACGGUUUACUUUGCCAUCUACUGCGCGGCACGGAGUAACCGGCCAAGAGUAUACUCCAGAGCAGUUCUUCCCGGCCUUUUGUCUGGACUGAUGUGGACGUUGGCCACUUACUGCUGCUUCUUGGCCAAUCACUACCUGAGUCCUGUCAACACCUUCCCCAUUGUCAGCACUACCGCACGCUUCUUGGGCGUCAAACGCAGCCAAAGCGCCUAG
Messenger RNA from Knipowitschia caucasica, 1020 nucleotides. Lineage: Eukaryota; Metazoa; Chordata; Actinopteri; Gobiiformes; Gobiidae. The record is from the annotation of a GenBank genome assembly.